This is a messenger RNA of Naegleria gruberi, 1739 nucleotides long. RefSeq names its product aspartyl-tRNA synthetase. The transcript has a single exon. NCBI's taxonomy places the organism in Eukaryota, Heterolobosea, Eutetramitea, Acrasida, Naegleriidae. Gene Ontology annotation, cellular component: cytosol; aminoacyl-tRNA synthetase multienzyme complex; cytoplasm. The record is from RefSeq and is a predicted model, not a curated record. Gene Ontology annotation, biological process: aspartyl-tRNA aminoacylation. The coding region runs from base 9 to 1697 and encodes 562 amino acids. Gene Ontology annotation, molecular function: aspartate-tRNA ligase activity; RNA binding; ATP binding.
AAAAAAAAAUGUCUGAACCAACUGAAACACCAGUCGCUGCCUCUACCGAAGAAACUAAAAAGCUUACACCUGAGGAAAAGAAGGCUCUCAAGGAACAAGCCAAGAGGGAACAAGAUGAAAAGAAGAGACAAAGACAAUUGAAGAGAGAAGAACAACAAAAGGCUGCUCUCAAGGCUCAAGUUGUCGAACUUACCGAAGAAGAAUUUUUGCAACAAUCUAAAAACUUUGGUCACGUUCCAAUUAUUAGAUCUACUUUCAAGACUGAAAUUACUUUUGAUAGAAUUAGAGAUUUGGAUGCUUCAAAGGAAGGAAGUGUCGUUACCGUUAGAUCUAGAAUUCACAACGUUACCGGUAAGGGUAAAGCUUGCUUCAUCACUUUGAGAGAAGGAUGUUUCUCUGUUCAAGCUACUCUCUUUGCCGAAAACGAAGAGGAAGCUGCUAUGGCUAAAUAUGCUCAAAAACUCAGCAAGGAAUCUGUUAUUCAACUCGUCGGUACUAUUGUUAAAGUUGAACAAAAGGUUGAAAAGGCUACUCAACAAGAUGUUGAAAUCAAGAUUAAAAAGAUCUAUUGUAUUUCAUCGGCUGCUGGUUUGCCAAUUCAAAUUGAAGACUGUAUGAGAGUUGAAACCAAGGAAGAACAAAUGAAGGCUAACAUGGCUGAAUUGGAAGAAGAAAAGGAAGGUGAUGAAAAUGCACCAAAGGCUGUUGGUCAAAAGCAUCGUUUGGAUAACCGUGUUAUUGAUAUGAGAGCUCCUGCACAAUUGGCUAUUUUCAAGAUUCAAUCUGCUAUGGGUAGAUACUUUAGAGAAUUCCUCUACACUUUGGACUUUACUGAAAUUCACACUCCAAAGUUGAUCGCUACUGCCUCCGAAGGUGGUGCUGACGUUUUCAAGGUCGGAUACUUCAACGGAGCUGCUUAUUUGGCUCAAUCACCACAAUUGUACAAGCAAAUGGCUAUCAUUGGUGAUUUGGAAAGAGUUUUCGAAAUUGGUCCAGUUUUCAGAGCUGAAAAGAGUUUCACCCAUCGUCACUUGACUGAAUUCGUUGGUUUGGAUCUUGAAAUGGCUAUCAAGUCUCACUACACUGAAGCUUUGGAAGUUAUUGACAAGAUGUUCAUUUACAUUUUCAAUCGUCUUGAAACUGAAUUUGCUAAGGAAUUGGAAAUUAUCAGAGCUCAAUAUCCAUUCGAAUCUAUCACUUAUAACCAAAAAACUAACCUCAGAAUGCCAUAUUCCGAAGCUAUUGCUUUGCUUAACGAAAAGCACAAUUUAGGACUUGCUAGCGAUGAAGAUAUUAACUCAUCCCAAGAAAGAAUGUUGGGUGAAAUUAUCAAGGAAAAGUAUAACACUGACUUCUUCAUGGUUGAUAAAUUCCCAAUGAAAUUGCGUCCAUUCUACACAAUGCCAUGUCCAGAAGACCCAACUUUGUCCAACUCUUACGAUAUUUAUUUGCGUGGUGAAGAAAUCUCAUCAGGUGCUCAACGUAUCCACGAUCCAGAACUUUUGCAAAAGGUUGCUAAUGAAAAGGGUGUCGAUUUGACUCCAAUUCAACCUUAUGUUGAUGCUUUCAAAUACGGAGCUUGGCCACACGCUGGUUGCGGUAUUGGUUUGGAAAGAAUUGUCAUGUUGUAUCUUGGUUUGGGUAACGUUAGAAAGACAUCAAUGUUCCCAAGAGAUCCAAACAGAGUUACUCCUUAAAUUUUUUUUCCAUUUAUUAAAAUUUCAAAAAAUUAUUUAUUC